AAGAUCUGAAUACCGGCUCUAGUGUGUCUAAAGUCCAGUGUGCAUAUUGUGUGUUUCCGAACGUAACUCAAGUAGAACAUCGGCAUGGCCGCUUCGAAGCUCUUCUAUGAUUUAAUUUUGUGAUCUAACGGAGCGCGAUGUCGGAUCCGGAACUCGAAGCGUUACGACAGCAACGACUGGCUCAAUUGCAGUCUCAAUACAAGGGUAACAAUGUCGAUAAUAAGCAAGCAAUGGAAGAGAGAAUGCAACAGAUGGAAGAUAUGAGGAACUCUAUAUUAACUCAGGUUUUAGAUCAAUCGGCCAGAGCAAGAUUGAAUACACUUUGUCUUGGAAAACCAGAGAAGGGAAAAAUGGUAGAAGAAAUGCUCGUAAAUAUGGCACAACGUGGUCAAAUAGCUGGUAAACUUGGAGAAAAAGAACUGAUUAGUUUACUCGAGAGUGUAAAUCAGCAAACACAGAGGAAAACAACCGUCAAAUUUGAUAGAAGAAGAGCAGCCUUGGAUUCUGACGACGAUAUGGAGUUAUAGCAACUGUGCAAAUUUUGUAUUUAUGAUUGCUAAAUAAUCAGUGAAUUUUAGCACUUUU
Molecule: messenger RNA, 585 nt
Organism: Dinoponera quadriceps
Lineage: Eukaryota; Metazoa; Arthropoda; Insecta; Hymenoptera; Formicidae
Gene: PDCD-5
Product: programmed cell death protein 5
Exons: 5
Coding region: 138-527 (129 amino acids)
Cellular component (GO): cytosol; nucleus
Molecular function (GO): DNA binding
Source: RefSeq, a predicted model, not a curated record